This is a messenger RNA of Rhododendron vialii, 1338 nucleotides long. Its product is annotated as NAC domain-containing protein 2-like. Gene Ontology annotation, molecular function: DNA binding. Gene Ontology annotation, biological process: regulation of DNA-templated transcription. The transcript is spliced from 4 exons. Lineage: Eukaryota; Viridiplantae; Streptophyta; Magnoliopsida; Ericales; Ericaceae. The record is from RefSeq and is a predicted model, not a curated record. The coding region runs from base 58 to 1194 and encodes 378 amino acids.
AGAUGAGAGGGAGAUCUAGAGAGAGAGAGAAUCCAGGCCCACACUGUUCUCGCGUCCAUGUCUUUUCCUCCUCCUCCAAAAAGAAGACUAACUACGGCUUCCAAAGCAAACACCGAAAACUCUGAUCAUAAAGCCAUUCCCACAAAGGAACACCAACAAGAAACAUUAGAGCAAGCUUUUGCUGCCAAAGUUCAAAUCGACAGCAACUUUAGCCAUCCUGAAUGGAAGAACUCGACAGAAGAGUUUCCACCAGGGUACAGGUUCUGCCCAUUCGACGGCGAGCUCAUUGUCCAUUACUUGCAGAAGAAGGUCAAUAACGAGUCGAUGCCGUAUAACAGAAUUCAGAACGUAAACCUCUAUAUGCACAAUCCAGAAUACCUUGCAGAUCAGUACCCAGUAUUAGGGGAUGAUACAUGGUACUUCUUCUCACCGAGGGAUCGAAAAUAUCGUAAAGGAAAACGGCCUAAACGAGCAGCUGGCGACGGCUACUGGAAAGCAACUGGAGCAGAUAAGCCUGUGGAGCACCGAGGCAUUGCCGUUGGGAAAAAGAAGUCCUUGGUUUUCUAUUUAGGGAAGCCACAAAACGGCGACAAGACCAAUUGGAUCAUGCAAGAGUACACAGUCGAUGCGCCUCCCAGAAUCAAAAAGGACGAAUACGAUAUGAGGUUGGAUGAUUGGGUUCUAUGCAAGAUCUACAAGAAAGCUCCAGGGAAGUCGAAAAAAGGCGGACAAGAAGAAGAACAACAACUAGACGAGCAAGUUGCAUAUACUGUCACAUCGCCUGAGGAAGUCGCUGAUCAAUGUGCCAAAUAUGAUACUAACCAUGUGGAAAAGAAUUACGAUUAUAACUCCAUGUGCAAUGGCUACAUUCCACCAUCUCGCAUUUCUGCGCUGCCUCCGUUUUCAGAUUCUUGUUUUCCGAAUUACGGCAACUUCAGUACAGCAGCUUAUCAUCCGCAGCAGCAGCAGCAGGUUGUCAAUUAUCGGGUUCAAUCGGUCGGCAUUGUACCUCCUCAUGUUCAUCCCACGCAGGGCUUCAUCAUGUCCAAGUACAACAUUCAAGAAAACUUUGGGAGCAUUUCAACAAUGGACAAUCUUUUAGCUCCUCAGCUUCCUCAACUUGAGUCUAUGGAUACUUUGUCAUACUACCAGGGCCUUUUACCGAAUAACCCUUCAACAUCCUCAUUUCUGUAGUGUUGUUUUUUGCUCAGGUCAGAUUUUGAUUAUGUUUUCUCACUAGAUUUUUAGAGAAAGUAAGCCUUUUUGUUUAGUUGUUGUUUACUUGUUACACUAUUCAGGUUUUUGUUCAUAAUUGGAAUAAAGUGUUGUUACUUUUCA